This is a messenger RNA of Prunus avium (sweet cherry), 1221 nucleotides long. RefSeq names its product deSI-like protein At4g17486. NCBI's taxonomy places the organism in Eukaryota, Viridiplantae, Streptophyta, Magnoliopsida, Rosales, Rosaceae. Gene Ontology annotation, molecular function: deubiquitinase activity. The record is from RefSeq and is a predicted model, not a curated record. Gene Ontology annotation, biological process: protein deubiquitination.
AUAACUUAAUCGUCGUCCCCUAAGAUGAUUCGCACACUUUCGAAAUUCAACGAACAAAAAAAGCUUCCAAUAAUCGUAAAACAUAAUUAAAUCCUAAAACUCCAAAAUUUACAUUAAAACUUUCCCCAUUUUCCUAAAAUUUUCUCGGCAACCAAACACACAACUCGAGGUUAGAAAACAUCUACUAUAUUCACUUCCCUGAGGUUCCUUCUGAUUGGCGAACACGAUGAUCAGCUUGUGAUUAUUUCAGAACGCAAUUGAGGAAAUUAGGGUUAGCGACUCAAUACAAUGCGGUUGUUUCCUUUGAGCUCAAGCCCGACCUCAACCUCGACCUCGAGCGCAGAGAAGGAGAAGACUGAUCGGAAAAAAAAUCGCGCCCUUUUGUACCUCAAUGUCUACGAUCUCACGCCUGUAAAUAACUACCUUUACUGGUUUGGAUUUGGGAUCUUCCACUCCGGCAUCGAAGUUCAUGGCUUGGAGUACGGAUUUGGAGCCCAUGAGUAUCCUAGCAGUGGGGUUUUUGAGGUGGAACCAAGAAGUUGUCCUGGCUUCAUCUUCAGAAGGUCAGUCCUGUUGGGCAGCACUGAUAUGUCUCGCGCAGAAUUGCGGUCAUUUAUGGAGCACCUUUCUGGAAAGUAUCAUGGUGAUACUUAUCAUUUAAUUGCCAAGAAUUGCAACCAUUUUACUGAUGAGGUCUGCAUGCGGCUAACUGGAAAGCCUAUACCAGGAUGGGUAAAUCGGCUGGCCAAAGUAGGUUCUUUCUGUAACUGUCUUCUGCCAGAAAGCAUUCAAAUUGCAGCAGUGAGACAUCUUCCUGACCAUCCUGCAUAUUCUGGUGAGGAUGAUGAUGAUGACGGAUCAGAAUCCAUCGCAUCAUCUGGAACAGAAGGAAGUGAAGAGGGGCCAAAUCAUCAUCUGCUGACUACACCAACAGGUGAUGUAGCUUUCCUGAAGGAAAAACCCGUGAGGUUAGCAAGGGAACAUUAAUUUCUUCCUCUCAUUGAAUUUGGGUUUUCUUGUGUCUGUGUUUGUACUUAAGAGUCUAAUGAUUCUGAAUGUAUCACAAAACAUGUCUCUGGCGAUAGUUUCUGGCAUAAUGAUGAUGCUAGAGAUUUGUCUGCUGCCUGUAUCGUUGAAAAUGUACGAGUAUUGUAUCCGAACUAUCAUUCAAAAACGUACAUUCGGUAUAUUUUGAUCCUGUAUUUAAUACAAAUUGUACUU